Messenger RNA from Didymodactylos carnosus, 527 nucleotides. Lineage: Eukaryota; Metazoa; Rotifera; Eurotatoria; Philodinida; Philodinidae. The record is from the annotation of a GenBank genome assembly.
ACUAGAUGAUGAUCAAAAGUAUGAUUUGGUUCGAGAAUAUUUAGGUGAUAAUGUCAAAGAGUGGUAUCUGCUAAAUGCAAAUUGUGUUCAUAAUUGGCAUUCAUUUAAAGAUAAGAUGAAAUUGUAUUAUAAAUACGGUAAUCAGAAUCAACAAUAUUUAGAUCCGGAAGUCCUCAAACAAAAAGCAUUUGGUCAUCCAACGACAACAAUGAUACAACAAGAUAAGCAUGACAUAACACAUCAACCACAAAUUCAUACAACAUUUCCAAUAUCGAAGAACGAUAAGAGCACACUCACAACAAACAAGAUUCUUCCAGUUGAUAAGAACUAUGGACAUAAGACAUCACCAACAACAGCACAACACUGGAUAAGCUUCAGUGGUGAACCACAUGAAUAUGGAGAUAUAGCAGCACAAUGGCUUUGGCAGAUGAUGAAAAAAUGUGACGAUGCCAACAUUGAUCGAUUAUCAUUUAUAGUGGAACAUUUAUCCGGUGCAGCAUUCAGAUGGUAUAUAAGAAAUGAAGGUC